Marmota flaviventris (yellow-bellied marmot) is the source of this 1912-nucleotide messenger RNA. It is a transcript of the gene Znf572, whose product is annotated as zinc finger protein 572. Gene Ontology annotation, biological process: regulation of transcription by RNA polymerase II. Gene Ontology annotation, cellular component: nucleus. Gene Ontology annotation, molecular function: DNA-binding transcription activator activity, RNA polymerase II-specific; RNA polymerase II cis-regulatory region sequence-specific DNA binding. NCBI's taxonomy places the organism in Eukaryota, Metazoa, Chordata, Mammalia, Rodentia, Sciuridae. The record is from RefSeq and is a predicted model, not a curated record.
GAUGUGGUGUCAUGAUUCCUAUGAGAAUGAUGGCAUGUCACAGUGUUGGGAAAAUUGUAUAAGAAAAGCAGAAAAACCCAACCACCAGGAAUGGGACACAGAACAACAUAACAGUGUCUCUGUACAUCAGAAUUCAUCCUUGGGAGAGAAACCCUACAAAUGUUUGGAAUGUUGGAAAAGCUUCAGUAAUAGUUCUCAUUUGCGUACUCAUCAGAGGACCCACUCCGGAGAAAAGCCUUAUAAAUGCUCUGAGUGUGAGAAAUGCUUCUGUAAUAGUUCUCACCUGAUCCAGCAUCUGAGAACACACACUGGGGAGAAGCCGUACCAGUGUGGAGAGUGUGGGAAAAGCUUCAGCAACACCUCCCAUCUUAUUAUCCAUGAGAGGACGCACACAGGGGAGAAACCCUACAAAUGUCCCGAGUGUGGGAAGAGUUUCAGCAGCAGCUCUCACCUCAUUCAGCACCACAGAUCACACACAGGUGAGAAGCCAUACGAGUGUCCCAUCUGUGGAAAAGGCUUCAGCCACAGCUAUGUCCUAAUAGAACAUCAGAGGACUCACACUGGAGAAAAGCCCUACAAGUGCCCCGACUGUGGAAAGAGCUUCAGUCAAAGUUCCAGUCUGAUCCGCCACCAGCGGACACACACAGGUGAGAAGCCCUACAAAUGUCCUGAAUGUGGAAAAGGCUUUGGUUGUAAUUCUACUCUAAUUAAGCAUCAGAGAAUCCAUACGGGAGAAAAACCCUAUCCCUGUGCAGAAUGUGGGAAGAAUUUUAGUCGAAGCUCCAACCUUAUAGCACACCAGAAAACGCACACAGGAGAGAAGUCCUGUGGAAAUUCUGAAUAUGAGGAAAGUGUGCAUCAGGACUGCAGUAUGGUAGAGGACUGCAGAGUCCAGCCAGGAGAGAAGCCCUAUAAAUGCUGUGAAUGUGGGAAGAGUUUCGGCCUUAGCUCCCACCUCAUUAGACAUCAGAGAACGCACACGGGGGAGAAGCCUUACAGGUGUUCUGAGUGCUGGAAGACUUUCAGUCAGAGUUCCACCCUGGUGAUCCACCAGAGGACUCACACAGGAGAGAAACCUUAUAAAUGCCCCGACUGUGGAGAGUGCUUCAGUCAAAGCUUUAACCUCAUCAGGCACCGAAGGACCCACAUAGGAGAAAAACCUUACAAAUGUCCCGACUGUGAGAAAUGCUUCAGCAGAAGUGCCUAUCUCAGUCAGCAUCGGAAAAUUCACAUGGAAAAGUCUCUUGAGUCUCCUGAAGUGGGGGUUUCUUUCCUUCAUGAGUGGACGUGGAAAAGCUGUUCAGGGAAAAUGGCCCUCCUCCCUUCAUUUUCAGUCUCAAAUUCAUCUUCUACCUGAGUUCCACAGAUGUUUCAUGCCGUCCCCCCUUCCUCCACUGGACCAUUACAAGGAAGGUAUUUGGUGAUAAUUGUGCUCUAAAGUUUAUUGGUGUGUUUCCCAAAUGCCUGGAAAAAGUCAACCUCUCUGUUUAGAGGGAAAAACUGAGAUCCACUGGCUACCUAAUCUGUCCAGGGAGAGGCCACCAAGGACUGAGGAGGAACUUUUAAAAUGUAAAGUGAGAUAGGAAUGGCUUCAGAUGGAAAUGGAGAGUAAUCCUGGGAGUGAGCCAAAAGACCUGAUGCUAGAAUUGCCAUUGAAUCACCUCAUUUCCUCGUCUAUUGAGUGUAGACAGCGCAUUAUUUUUCUUAAGAGUUUACCCAGAAAAGUUCAUUUUGAACAAAUAAUGCCAUUACCUGGCUGUUUUUGGAGGUCUUAAGAAGAGAUGUACUUUACCAAGUGCAUUUUUAUUUUCUAAAAAUGAACUUGUAUCUAGAACACUGGGUCCAUUACCAUAGCUUUUAGCCAUAUAUGGCUACUUACACUUAUGUUGAUUAAAUGAAAUUUAAAAUCCAA